Messenger RNA from Magnusiomyces paraingens, 1602 nucleotides. RefSeq lists its product as uncharacterized. The transcript has a single exon. Gene Ontology annotation, molecular function: biotin transmembrane transporter activity; solute:proton symporter activity; dethiobiotin transmembrane transporter activity. NCBI's taxonomy places the organism in Eukaryota, Fungi, Ascomycota, Dipodascomycetes, Dipodascales, Dipodascaceae. The record is from RefSeq and is a predicted model, not a curated record. Gene Ontology annotation, cellular component: membrane. The coding region runs from base 1 to 1602 and encodes 533 amino acids. Gene Ontology annotation, biological process: biotin import across plasma membrane.
AUGACGGAAAAUAAACCCAUUGUCUAUGAAGACACCAGCAAAUACGAUGCCACAGCUCUCACCAAACAGCUCUCGGCAGAUGAAGAAUAUGACAAUACUUCUUCCACUUCUACCAACUCUUCUCCCAAUAUUGACCUUUCCGAUGAGGCCACCCAGCAUGAGCUCGAUAGAAUUUAUCGCAAACUUGAUUUACGAAUCAUUCCACCACUUUGGUGCAUGUACUUUUUGACAUCUAUGGGAUCUUCACUUUACGGUAAUGCCCUUACUAUGAAUAGAGAAACCGGUGACUCUUUACGUCUUCAAUUAGGACUUUCAGCACAUGAUACUUCUACAGCCUCAGCUCUUUAUUAUGUCGGCUAUAUUAUUUUUGAUGUACCUAUGAACCUGGCAAUGACUCGACUUGCCCCACAGACUUGGCUCUCACGUAUUGUUAUUACUGUAGGACUAGUCUAUGCAUGCUAUGGAGCGCUAUCGACUGCAGGUGGUGUUAUUGCCAUUCGUCUUAUUUCUGGCAUUUGUGGUGCAGGUACAUGGCCUGGUCUUGCUUACUACAUUUCAUUAUGGUAUCCGGCACAUCGUACAGCCCGGCGAAUAGGGUACUACUUUACAGCAGCACAAGUAUCUGCAAGUGUUGCAGGAUUAAUUGCGGCAGGGUUUCAACGUAUGAAUAAUGAUCGUGGAAUGUCUGGAUGGCAAUGGAUGUUUUUGAUUUAUGGUGUUGUGACUAUUGUUGUUGGUAUUUCAUUGAUUUGGUGGUUACCAGACCGACCAAUUCCUGUGUUUAAUAAUAAUGAUGAUGAUAGUAAUAAUAAUAAUAAUAAUAAGCGUAGUAAGGCAUCUAAAUUUUUAGAUUCACUUACAGUACGCCAGCGUCCUAUUUUGACUGAAGCUGAACAAGCUUUGCAUCAGGCUGACAUGAAGGGCCGGUACCUAAAUGUUUCAUGGACUCUUAAAGAUUUAUGGAAAGUUUUUAUUGAUUUCCGUAUUUGGCCAUUGGUUAUUAUGUAUUUUGGAGUUGUGGGUACUGGUUAUGGGAUUGUUGUUUUUGGUACAACUAUUUUAACUACUAUUAAUGGUAAAUGGUCAUCUGUGACAUUAUCAUUAUUGAUGGCACCUAUUUGGAUGUGUGAUUUAAUUGCCAUUUUAUUUGUGACACCAUUUAGUGAUAAGUUUAGGCGUUGGCGUGGAACUGUUUUUUCUGCAUCUACUGUUGUUAUUAUUGUUGGUAUGGUUGUUACUACAUAUGCUCCACGUCAAUGGCCUCGAUAUGGAGGUUUAUUGAUUACUGGGUUUGGAUUAGGUCCUACAGUUCCUAUUUGUAUGACGUGGGCUGCUGAGAUAUUUGGUCCACGCCACGGUGAUGUUGGUACUGCGGCUAGUGCAGCAUUAGUUUCUGGGUUGGGUAAUUUAGGUUCAGUUACAACAACAUAUGCACUUUAUACAGGGUGGCCAAGAGAUGUUAAACGAGGAUUUGAGUAUAGUAAUAUGGUAGUUGUGGCGAUUCUUGGAAUUAGUAUUUUAUCUGCUGCUAUAUGUGCGUUGACAUCUGGUUCAGUUCGGUUCCCAGGAGUGAGUCGGGUUAAGAAGAGUGCAAAUGUUUAG